This is a messenger RNA of Aegilops tauschii subsp. strangulata, 1635 nucleotides long. Its product is annotated as poly(A) ribonuclease POP2-like. Gene Ontology annotation, cellular component: CCR4-NOT complex. The record is from RefSeq and is a predicted model, not a curated record. Lineage: Eukaryota; Viridiplantae; Streptophyta; Magnoliopsida; Poales; Poaceae. Gene Ontology annotation, molecular function: poly(A)-specific ribonuclease activity; nucleic acid binding.
AUGUGCGAGGAGGAGACGACCUCCGAGCCGUCGUCCCCGCCGGUGGAGAGCACGGCCAAGGAGCACGACGCGGGCGCCGCUACGACCGUGAUCUCCGACUCCGAAUCUCCUCUAAUUCAACAGAGCCAUACACAUACAGAGUCCGCACCUUCUCCAGCUCCACAAGUGCAGCACCUGCUCGUAGCUGCAGCUUCAGCUCCGCAAGUGCAGCAGCAGCCGGAAGGUUUCCUGGAUAUUUGGGCAGACACCGCAGAUACAGGGUAUGCACAGAUGAAGAAGUUGCUGGGAGACGAAAAGUGCAAAUGGUACGUCGCGGUCGAUACGGAAUUUUGCAUGAAGGACGACGUAGUCGAUCCUUGGGGACCGCCCCAGUCUCCCGACGGUCACUAUGAGCAGACCCGAAGAAUCGUCGACGAAGGCGAUCUGGUUCAAGUGGGGUUUGCACUCGCCAAGUCCAGUUCCGGGCUCGAUCCAAACUCGUUCCGGGUGUUUCAGUUCAACAUGCUCUUUCAGUACACGGCAAGGAGCUCUACCAGCAAGAACGUAAGGUUUUUAAGAGAUACGGCGAAGUUAAACCUUGACGAUCAUGCGAGCAGGGGUAUCAACAUCAAGGAUUUCAUCAACGGCAUCAGAACCCUGGGCAUAUUGGAAAACAGGAACAUUACUUGGAUAACUUUCCAAGGGUAUUCAGAUUUUGGGUACCUAAUCAGGGCACUCCAAGAUAGCUCCGUUCUGGCACAUUCCCGAGCAGAGUUCGUCCGAUUGGCUAAGAGGUAUUUCCGAAGCAGUUACGAUCUAAAACUUCUUCUCAGUCUUGGAGUUCGCUGCCAGAAGCCCAGCCGAAGCGUGCCUGGGAGUGGCAGUCUGAAAGGUCUCGCUGCGAGUUUGGGGGUGAAGAGAAGCGGACAAGAGCACGGAUCAGGAUCUGACGCCCACCUUACUCUUGGCUGUUUCCGUCACUUGAUGCUGAGCGAUCGAGCAGCCUCAUCCGAGCUGCGAUGUUACAAAAACACCAUCUACGGGGUGGAAAAUCCCUUGCCUGGUACAAGUGGUGCGAAUGCAGAUGCAGACCAGGUAGAUGUUUGGGCGUCCAAUUUCGACACGGAGAUUAGGAUCAUCACCGGCUCCCUAGACGUGCAGGGCCUGUUGACAGUUGAGGUUGAGUUCACUAAUUCAACCAUCAAUCAUAUCAUGUCCUAUGCCGAAGUACGCACGGAGGCAUCCCGGUGCAAGGCAGACCUAGCCAUUGGUAUCUCUGACAACAACGGUCGCUUGGCCUAUGGACGAGUUUGGACCUUCCAUGUGGAAGCACAGCAAGGUGCAGAAGAUGAGCAAGGGAGAGUCGGAGUUACAGCAACAAUGUUAGCAGGGCUGCUUACCAACAUGAGAUCUCUCCAGAACCCCAACGUGAUUUGGCUGUCGUCAACCAGAAUGUGCUUUCUAUACUUGAUUAGUCUUCUGACGAGGUGCCUUCCCCUGGAGGAGCAUUGCUUCUUCGGACUUUGGAAUUGCUUCUUCCCCAACUGGCGCCUGAUCGAGCACGGGUCUCCGGAGCAAGACCCAGGGCGGAGGGCCAUCAUCACCCUGCAGCGGUGCUUCCAACCUUACAGUUCACAUGAAUUUCGGUUCUCUUAG